CAGAACAAGCUGAAAUCCUCUCAGAAGGAUAAAGUUCACCAGUUCAUGAUCUUUACCCAGUCAAACGAGAAAAUGGCAUUGAAUUGUUUGCCUCAAAAUGAUUGGAAACUAGAUGUUGUUACAGACAUCUUUUUCCAAAAUCCUGACCUAUAUGUACAGAAUUUAAAGGGAACGUUAGACCGGAAAAAGUUAGAACAGCUCUACAAAUGGUACAGAGACCCUCAAGAUGAUAACAAGAUCGGUAUAGAUGGGAUCCAACAGUUCUGUGAUGACCUGUCACUUGAUCCUGCCAGUAUAAGUGUACUACUAAUCGCUUGGAAGUUUCGGGCUGCAACACAUUGCGAGUUCACCAAACAAGAAUUCAUAGAGGGAAUGGCUGAGCAAGGGUGUGACAGUAUAGAGAAACUCAAAGCACAACUGCCCAGGAUGGAGCAAGUGUUAAAAAACCAAAGGAGAUUUAAAGACUUCUAUCAGUUCUCGUUCAGCUUUGCUAAGAAUCCAGGACAAAAGGGCUUAGACCUAGAAAUGGCAAUUGCAUACUGGAAUUUAAUAUUAGCUGGGCAUUUUAAAUUUCUAGAUCUAUGGAACAAAUUUUUAUUGGAGCAUCAUAAGCGAUCCAUUCCCGAAGACACAGGGAACCUUUUGUUAGAUUUCAGCACGAUGAUCACAGACGAUAUGUCAAACUAUGAUGAGGAGGGUGCAUGGCCAGUUCUUACUGAUGACUUUGUGGAGUUUGCGCGGCCGUAUAUUGGCACCAAGAGUACAGCUGUAUAA
Messenger RNA from Myxocyprinus asiaticus (Chinese sucker), 774 nucleotides. RefSeq names its product DCN1-like protein 1. Lineage: Eukaryota; Metazoa; Chordata; Actinopteri; Cypriniformes; Catostomidae. Gene Ontology annotation, biological process: positive regulation of ubiquitin-protein transferase activity; protein neddylation. Bases 46 to 774 code for a protein of 242 amino acids. Gene Ontology annotation, cellular component: ubiquitin ligase complex. The transcript is spliced from 6 exons. The record is from RefSeq and is a predicted model, not a curated record. Gene Ontology annotation, molecular function: ubiquitin-like protein binding; cullin family protein binding; ubiquitin conjugating enzyme binding.